Python bivittatus (Burmese python) is the source of this 1079-nucleotide messenger RNA. NCBI's taxonomy places the organism in Eukaryota, Metazoa, Chordata, Lepidosauria, Squamata, Pythonidae. The record is from RefSeq and is a predicted model, not a curated record.
AGCCCACCUUGAAGGGUUGUUGGGGGGAAUCCAGACUCCUUGGAGAACGACGGAUGAGCGCACGCAGGGCUGCCUGUCUCUGCAGUGAGCAAAGCAGGGGGCAGGGGGCACACAACCCAGCCACACCGGGAUGCCGGAGCUCCAAGGAGGGCCCAGGUGGCACAGGAGGCGUGCCUCGCACCUUGCCCGACAGCCUGUUUUCUUAUCGGCAUUGGCGGCGGCAGCCACGGCCCCUGCUCUCCAAGGCCUGCCUGCCCGGAGGCCAAAGUGCAGCUCCAGCUUGCAGUUUCCACUAGAGCCCACGGACAGACGCCUUUGUUCCCCCGGCCAGCUGACUGCCCCCCAAGGAAGAUGAGCCUGCGGAAGCAGCUGGAGGCCCUCAGCGUCUUCCAAUGGGUGCUGACCUUCCUUUUCUUUGGCCUCUUCUUCACCCUGCUCCUCACCUACCUGCUCUUCACUUCCUUCUGGCUCCUGAGCGUGCUCUACUUCAUCUGGUGGAUUGCAGACUUGGACACUCCCGCGCAAGGUGGCCGCCGUAGCGACUGGAUGAGGCGCUGGAAGGUCUGGGAGCUGCACAGGGACUAUUUCCCUAUCAAGCUGGUGAAGACGGCCGAACUGCCGCCCACAAGGAACUAUGUCCUGGGCUCCCACCCACACGGCAUUAUCUGUGCCGGAGCCUUUUCUGCCUUCUGCACGGAAGCCUGUGGCUUCUCCCGGGCCUUCCCCGGCCUGACCUCCAGCCUUGCUCUCCUCGCUGGUCUCUUCUACCUGCCUGUGUACCGCGAGUACAUGAUGAGCUCAGGAAUGGUGCCAGUCAGCAAGAGGUCCCUGGAUUUCUUGCUCCGUGCGGGGCCCGGCCACGCGGUGGUCAUUGUGGUGGGCGGGGCCACAGAGUCCCUGGACUGCAACCCUGGCGAGCAGCGCCUCCAUCUCUCGGGGAGGCGAGGCUUUGUGCGUCUAGCGCUACAGCAUGGGGCAGACCUCGUCCCAGUUUUCUCCUUUGGAGAGAGUGACAUUUUCCGGCAGCUGCAGUUUCCCGAGGGCAGCUCCCUCCGCCGUCUCCAGCUUCGCUUCAAGCA